Talaromyces rugulosus is the source of this 1587-nucleotide messenger RNA. RefSeq lists its product as uncharacterized. The record is from RefSeq and is a predicted model, not a curated record. NCBI's taxonomy places the organism in Eukaryota, Fungi, Ascomycota, Eurotiomycetes, Eurotiales, Trichocomaceae. Bases 1 to 1587 code for a protein of 528 amino acids. The transcript has 5 exons.
AUGGAUUCGACAUUUGAUCUGAGCACCACGCAUUACGGAGUGUUGCGUGGAAAUGCCGUCGAGUCAGUGGUGGAAUUCUUGGGCGUUCCAUACGCCGAAUUACGAGAUCGGCUGGCGGACGCAGAAUUGAUCAAAACUCGCCAGGGAGGAAUCUUAGAUGCCACCAAGGAUGGACCAACCGCUAUUUCUCCCCGACAAGGCUGUCAUUUAGAGCAGGAGGCAAUACAACAUACACUUCCACCAAAGGAUUUGCCUCAGUCGGAUCGCCACUGCUUGAACUUGAAUAUUACCACGCCCCGGGUUUCUCUACAAUCCAAGUCCAAGCUUCCUGUGUUUGUCUUCAUCCAUGGAGGAGGGUACGCUCUGGGGGCAAAUUCGUGGCCCCAAUAUAGUCUACAACGGCUCAAUGAAUUGUCCGUUCGCUGCAAUCGUCCUGUUGUGACCGUGGGUAUCAACUACCGACUAGGUGUAUUCGGAUUCCUCACGUCAACAGAGCUACGCGAGGCAGGAUAUUCACCCAACAACGGUCUCAGGGACCAGCGCGUUGCUAUUGAAUGGGUGCAUCGACACAUCCAAUGUUUUGGCGGCGAUCCAUCCAAUAUCACCAUUGCAGGCUCAAGCGCUGGUGGGGCAAGUGCCUUGUUGCAUCUUCACUCCGAAACUCCACUUUUCCGACAGCUCAUUAGCCUGAGUGGUACAUAUCUUCUUCUGCGACCAACAACUCUCGACGCACAAGAACGCGCUUACCAAAAGGCCCUCGACUCAUGGGGAUUGUCGGCCGCAACGCCAGGCGAAAGAAUUAGGUACUUACUAGAAACUCCUGCCGAGGAACUUUUCAGAAAUUGUUCGAUUUCAGUAAUGCCAUCGAUUGAUGGAGAUCUAAUUCCUACAGACACUUCGUUUGCCGAAGUCGCUGACCCAGAUGGUCUACAUCCGAUUGGGAAAAAAUGGUGCCAAUCGAUUCUCAUCGGUGACGCUGCUAUGGAUGCCAGUAUCAUUGAUUUUGUUCAACCGGAGCUGUCACGCAAUUGCGCCGCCCGUUUUAUCAAACUAGUAAAUACUAACCUCCCACAAGCAGCAGCCGUUGCUCUUCUCCAGAAGUAUCACCUUCUGGAUGAAGAUAGUGACUCUCAGGCAUUUCUAAAGAUACUCGAUUAUUUGAACCAUGUGACAUUCAAUCAACCUUCUCUGGCCUUCUCUAUGGGCUGGUCCAACCGCGCCCAUCUCUACUAUUUCAACGAGGGAAACCCAUGGGAUGGUCCAUACCAAGAAAAAGCAACCCACCUCCUGGAUAUAGCCUACCUAACUCAGAAUUUCUCCGAAUUCCUCUCAAAGGAGCAAAAUGAGCUUGCUUUAAGAUUCGCCGAAGAUAUUUUAAAGUUUUGCCACGGGUUAAAACCAUGGCCUGCAACAGGAACCAAUUUCCACUUGCGCCUCUACGGACCAACUCAUGCCGGAUGUAUGACAAAAGAUUCAACAAAACCCUUUGGACCGGAAGUAAACAGGCAAGACGUGAUGGCCAAUUUACCCGAGACUGUAUCAAGAGAUACGCUUAUAAGCAUCGCUGAGCAAUUCAAGUCCAUAUGA